Messenger RNA from Puma concolor (puma), 2449 nucleotides. Lineage: Eukaryota; Metazoa; Chordata; Mammalia; Carnivora; Felidae. The record is from RefSeq and is a predicted model, not a curated record.
AUGAUCAAGACCCCUAGUGACCAUCUGCUGCACUCCCUGGAGGGGCUGGUGCCCAACGACUUUGAGAGGUUCAAGUUUAAACUCCAGAACACCAGCCUGGAGAAGGAUCAAUCCCGGAUCCCCCGGGGCCAGCUCCAGAAAGCCAGGCCAGUGAGGCUGGCCACCCUGCUGAUCACCCACUAUGGGGAAGAGUGUGCCGUGCAGCUGACCCUGCAGGUCCUGAGGGCCAUCAACCAGAACUUCCUGGCAGAGGAGCUCCACAAGGCGACUGACCCAGAGUCUCUGAUACAAGAAAGUGGCGCAGACGGUUCAGCAGUGUCUUGUUCCUCCGGGGAGAAUAAGCCCAAAGGCCUGAGGAUACCAGAUGUCCUGGAAGGUGAUAGGCAGCGGCAAAGUGGUGACGGGGCCCCCAGUCUGCCAUCCAGCCAGCCUGAGGCUGGAAGGGGGACCCAGAAGAAGCCUCAGGGAAAACGGAGAGAUCAGAAGACCUCCGAAGGCCUGGAUAUGCUGGGCAAGCCAGGGGCUAGGAAUGCGACUCUGUCCUCCAGGAAAUGCCCAUGCCCUGGCAAGCUGCAGGGGGAAAGGGGGAUCGAUCCCAGUGUCAGGCUACGCAGGAAUGCCAGCUCUUUAGGAAGGCUCCAAGGACUGAACUAUGGGUCGCUUACUGGGUCCCUAGGAAGGACAAAAUCCAAAAUAAAUGAAGCACAUUUACCUUCUGGACAGAAGCGCCCCAGAAGUCUUGAAAUUAACAUUUUUUCAGGAGAGAGAGAAGUCCCCAAUCCAGAAACUCUUCUGUCUCAAGAGAAAAUGAGAAGUGACAAUCCAGACUCAGCGGCCACCCUCAGUGAAGUGGCCACUCUGAAUGUAGGGGCUAUUGUGACUCCAGAGAAAGGCUUUAGGAAUCCAGAACAUUCCAUGACAGGGAAGCCACGGGAUGAGGCUGUGUAUGUACUUGGCCGUGCCCAGGAAGGAGACCCGGUUGGUGGCACGCAUGUGCGCGAUUCCUGCAGACGCUCCGUGGCUUCUAGGGAUCCCAAGACCUCAGACAGCUGCUCAACUAGCUGGCUCCAGAGCCAGGCCCCACUCUUGGUAAAGAACUCAGGAGACUGCAAGCAGCAGGAGGGCUUGCACAUGACCAGCUUGAGCCCCAAGGCCCUGCCACAGUGUGAGCGACAUAUGAGGCAGGCCCAGUUGCUCUUCUGCGAGGACCACAGGGAGCCUAUCUGCCUCAUCUGCAGGCUGAGUCAAGAGCACCGAGGCCACCGGGUGCGCCCCAUCGAGGAGGCUGCCCUGGAAUAUAAGGAGCAAAUUCAAAAGCAGCUGGAGUAUCUGAAGGAGUUGAGAAAAUCUGGGGAGGAGCAGAGAUCUCAGGGGGAUAAGAAGACCGCGGACUUCCUGAAACAAAUCGAAACCCGGAAGCAGAGAAUCCGGCACCAGUUGAAGCAGCUGUACCAUUUUCUGGAAGAGCAAGAGAAGUUCUUCAUGGCCUCCCUAGAGGAGCUGGGCCAGACCAUUGGCCACGUCAGGGAGUCAUACAGCACCCGAGCGUCCAGAGACAUCGCCCUUCUCAAUGAGCUGAUUGGGGAGAUGGAGGUCAAACAGAGCCAGCCAGAAUGGGAGCUCAUGCAGGACAUCGGAGUCACCCUGCACAGGGCCAAGAUGGUGACUGUCCCUAAGCCAUGGGCCACUCCUCCAGACGUGGAAAAAAAGAUGCAUUUGUUCUACCAGAAAUCAGAGUUUGUGGAGAAGAGCAUGAAGUACUUCUCGGAAAUUCUGCAUUCAGAAAUGGACACCAUCAAUGUUCCAGAACUGAUUUACGCUCAGACGCAUGCCGUUAAUGUGAUUCUGGACACAGAAACUGCCCACCCCAAUCUCAUCUUCUCUAAUGACCUGAAAAGUGUGAGACUUGGAAACAAGUGGGAUCGUCUGCCUGACAGUCCAGAAAGAUUCGAUAGUUGCAUCAUUGCCCUAGGCCUUCCAAGCUUCCUCUCUGGCCGCCAUUAUUGGGAAGUGGAGGUAGGAAACAAGACAGGGUGGAUCCUGGGUAUCUGCAAGGCAUCCAUGAGCAGGAAGGGGAACAUGACUCUGUCACCUGACAAUGGCUAUUGGGUGGUGAUGAUGACAAAGCGAAGCGAAUUCCAGGUGUCCACCAUUCCUCCAACGCGCCUGCAGAUGACGGAACCCCCCAGACGUGUCGGCAUCUUCCUUGAUUACACCACCGGAGACAUUUCCUUUUACAAUGUAACAAACAAAUCCGUUAUCUACACAUUCACCAGCUUCUCUUGCUCUGGGCCCCUUCAGCCUAUCUUCAGCCCUGGAACACAUGAUGGAGGGAAGAACACGGAUCCUCUGAUCAUCUGUCCAGUGGGUGGCCAGGGGCCUCCCUGAAUGCCCAACACUUUGCAUCUCUCUUCUGGCUCCCAGCCUUGUAUCUUGAAUCCGUAUACUC